UUUCCGCUUCCGUUGAAUUCACAACAUCCAACAUGUCUGCCGCCAUAACUUCCCUCGUUUCGUACGGCAGCGAUUCGGACUCUGAGAAUGAGUCGGAAUCAAAAACCGAUGCUGGGAAAGUUGACCCAGUCAACCCGGACGCCACGGCUCAUCUCAAGCCUCUUCAGUCGGAACCCACCAUGACUUUGGCUCUUCUCAAUUCCGCUCCGGAGGUCGCCGUGAAGGAGUGUGUGGAGACUGGCAUACAUCUGGACCCUUCGCUGAAAGAAGUCACCUACAACCCGACAUAUGAAACCAUGUUUGCACCAGAGUUUGGACCGAUGAAUCCGUUCAAAAGUCAGCAGAUGGCUGCCCCCAGGAACAUGUUGUCUGGCUUUGCAGAACCUGCUCACCUCAACGACUUCAUGUUUGAACAGCAAAGGAGGACAUUCUCCACCUUUGGUUAUGCUUUAGAUCCCUCUGUUGACACACACCAUGUAUCCACAAGUAGCUACAUUGGUGCAGUAGAUGAUGCUGAGAAAAAUAAAGGGUUAACUGUGUUUGAGAGUGGACAUAAAAAAUCUGAGAAAAGGAAAAAGGUCAAAGGUGGAGAAGCAGGAGAGAUUGACAACUUCCUUGGACCCUGGGCAAAAUAUGCUGAUGAGAAGGAUUUGGCCAAACCAUCAGAGGAAGAGAAGAAAGAGCUGGAUGAAAUCUUGGCAAAGAGACAGAAGAAGGGAAAGAAUGAGGAAGAUGCUCCAGCAGAGGAGAAGACUAUUCUCCAUGUUAAAGACAUGUACGAUUACCAGGGCAGGUCCUACCUCCACAUUCCACAGGAUGUGGGCAUCAACCUGCGUUCUGCAGAAGUUCCAGACAAGUGUUAUCUGCCUAAGAAACAGAUUCAUGUCUGGUCUGGGCACACCAAGGGAGUCAGUGCGAUCCGACUAUUUCCCAGCUCUGGCCAUCUUCUGCUCUCCUCCUCCAUGGACUGUAAGAUCAAGCUGUGGGAAGUGUACGGCGAGAGGAGGUGUAUACGGACGUUUAUUGGCCACAGCAAAGCAGUACGAGACAUUUGCUUCAACAACAGUGGGACCCAGUUCCUCAGCGCUGCCUAUGACCGCUACCUGAAACUGUGGGACACUGAAACAGGUCAGUGUAUCGCCCCCUUCACCAACAGAAAGGUCCCGUACUGCGUUAAGUUCAACCCGGAUGAGGAGAAGCAGAACCUUUUUGUGGCCGGCAUGUCGGACAAGAAGAUUGUUCAGUGGGACAUCAGAACGAAGGAGGUGGUUCAGGAGUAUGACCGUCACCUGGGAGCCGUCAACACCAUCACCUUUGUUGAUGAGAAUCGUCGGUUCGUCAGCACAUCAGACGAUAAAAGUCUUAGAGUGUGGGAGUGGGACAUCCCUGUGGACUUCAAGUACAUUGCUGAGCCCAGUAUGCACUCCAUGCCAGCUGUGACACUUUCUCCCAAUGGUAAAUGGCUAGCAUGCCAGUCCAUGGACAACCAGAUUCUUAUUUUCGGAGCCCAGAACCGCUUCAGACUGAACAAGAAGAAGGUCUUCAAGGGCCACAUGGUGGCUGGCUAUGCCUGCCAAGUGGACUUCUCCCCAGACAUGAGCUAUGUGGUCUCAGGAGAUGCGGAUGGAAAGCUGAACAUCUGGGAUUGGAAGACCACCAAGCUUUACCACAGGAUCAAGGCUCACGACAAGGUUUGCAUCAGCGCCCUGUGGCAUCCACACGAAACCUCCAAGGUCAUCACCUGCGGCUGGGACGGACAAAUCAAACUCUGGGACUAGAAACUGCUCAGGGUGGGAGAUGAGGGGCAAAACUGAACUUGUUGACUUAAGACACAGGAAGGGUUUCUUGUCCCAUGGGUUUUGAUAACAUUUUUUUAGUGAAUGCCACAGGACUGGUAUCCAGUCUCAUUGUUGCAGUGUUUAUUGUAUCCCAUAAGAGCUCAAUUAUGAACUCCUGUAAUGUAUCUGUACAAAGAUGAACACAAACAUACUUUUAAAGGUUGUUUUUACUACAACAAACACAUUUGAGGGCUACUUUGGCUAUUUUUUUUUUUUUUUCCAGUCAAUGUUUUAAUUUUAAUCGGCAGUGUUCUGUUUAGUAUACAUUUGUAAUCCUUGAUAAAAUCAUUUGUUUUCAGUUGUCUGACCAUCCCUUUGUGGUAAUAAACAUUCUGUG
Molecule: messenger RNA, 2175 nt
Organism: Paralichthys olivaceus (Japanese flounder)
Lineage: Eukaryota; Metazoa; Chordata; Actinopteri; Pleuronectiformes; Paralichthyidae
Gene: cdc40
Product: cell division cycle 40 homolog (S. cerevisiae)
Biological process (GO): mRNA splicing, via spliceosome
Cellular component (GO): catalytic step 2 spliceosome
Molecular function (GO): mRNA binding; protein binding
Source: RefSeq, a predicted model, not a curated record